Molecule: messenger RNA, 3749 nt
Organism: Pistacia vera
Lineage: Eukaryota; Viridiplantae; Streptophyta; Magnoliopsida; Sapindales; Anacardiaceae
Product: putative multidrug resistance protein
Exons: 7
Coding region: 1-3735 (1244 amino acids)
Biological process (GO): transmembrane transport
Cellular component (GO): membrane
Molecular function (GO): ATP binding; ATP hydrolysis activity; ABC-type transporter activity
Source: RefSeq, a predicted model, not a curated record
AUGGGGACCGAAAGCAAAGGUGGGCUCUUUCGUUAUGCUGAUAGGACGGACAAAUUGUUGCUGUUGUUUGGAAUUCUGGGCAGCAUGGGAGAUGGGAUGAUGUCUCCACUUUCCAUGUAUGUGCUUAGCGGUGUUAUCAACGAGCUUGGAUCCUCUGAUAUCUCUGCCUCCAAUGAGAUCGUGGACAAGUACACGCUCAGGCUGCUCUAUGUUGCAAUCUUAGUGGGAGUAUCUGCUUUCAUUGAAGGAGUCUGUUGGACAAGAACUGCAGAGAGACAGGCAUCUCGUAUGAGGGUGGAAUACCUGAAAUCAGUCCUCAGGCAAGAAGUCAGUUACUUUGACAACCAGACUGCUUCUUCCACUACCUUCCAAGUCGUCUCCAUCAUCUCCUCAGACGCUCAUACAAUCCAAGACACCAUUGCCGAGAAAAUACCUAAUACCCUAGCUCACCUCACAUCAUUCAUCUUUUGCCUCGGAGUUGCAUUUAUACUCUCUUGGCGACUGGCACUGGCCGCCUUACCAUUUUCACUCUUGUUUAUCGUUCCAGGAGUUGUGUUUGGGACGGUACUUAAGAAAUUAGGAGGGAAAGGCAAGGAUGCUUAUGACAUCGCUGGUGGGAUUGCAGAACAAGCAAUAUCAUCAAUUCGAACUGUCUAUUCAUAUGUUGGGGAGAAUCAAACACUAAACAGGUUUAGCCAUGCUCUGCAGGAAAGAAUGGAGCUUGGUAUAAAACAAGGCUUCACUAAAGGAUUGUUGAUGGGGAGCAUGGGAAUGAUUUAUGCAGCUUGGGCUUUCCAGUCUUGGGUCGGAAGCGUCCUUGUUACUGAGAGAGGAGAAAAAGGUGGUGCUGUUUUUAUUGCUGCGGUCUGUACGACAAUAGGAGGAGUGGCAAUUAUGGGUGCGCUGCCCAAUCUCUCUUUCAUCUCCCAGGCAACCAUUGCUGCCACGCGGAUUUUUGAGAUGAUUGAUCGAAUUCCAGAUAUAAAUUCUGAAGACGAAAAGGGGAAAAUUCGAGCAUAUGUGAGAGGAGAGAUAGAAUUUAAAGAGGUUGACUUCAGUUACCCAACAAGACCUAAUACCCCAAUUCUUAAAGGAUUCAAUCUAAAAGUGCAAGCAGGUAAGACUGUGGGUCUUGUUGGAGGCAGUGGUUCUGGCAAGUCCACAGUAAUAUCUUUGCUUGAGAGAUUCUAUGAUCCUGUCAACGGGAACAUUCUCCUUGAUGGACACCAAAUAAAGAGGCUUCAGCUUAAAUGGUUAAGAUCCCAUAUGGGACUGGUUAAUCAAGAGCCUAUUCUUUUUGCAACAUCAAUAAUGGAAAACAUUCUGUUUGGGAAGGAAGGAGCUUCAAUGGAAGAAGUUGUGAAGGCAGCUAAGGCUGCAAAUGCCCAUGACUUCAUUGUUAAGUUAACAGAUGGAUAUGAAACCAAGGUAGGGCAACUCGGAGUUCAGUUGUCAGGAGGUCAAAAACAAAGGAUUGCGAUUGCAAGGGCCUUAAUAAGAGAUCCAAAAAUUCUCUUACUUGAUGAAGCCACAAGUGCUCUGGAUGCACAGUCUGAGAAAAUAGUACAGGAAGCCUUGGACCAGGCUUCUCAAGGAAGGACAACAAUUAUUAUAGCUCACCGUCUCACCACAAUUCGUAAGGCUAAUUUGAUAACUGUACUUCAAUCAGGAAGAGUGAUCGAAUCUGGUUCUCAUGAUGAGCUGAUGCAAAUGAACAAUGGAGAAGGUGGGGCCUAUAGCAAAAUGGUGAAAUUGCAGGGAUCAGCAACGAGUAAUCAAACAGAAGGUAGAAACCAUAUUAGCUUGAUGAGAGCCCAGACUCCUCAGACACCACUCAGUGUGAGAUCAAGUUAUCAAAACAGCCCGGUCUAUCCAUUUAGCCCAGUAUUUUCAAUCGACAUGGCACACUCCUUCCAAAUGCAUGGCUAUGAAAACCAAAAUGAAAAAAACAUAAAGAAUAAUCCUGAUUCUCCUUCUACCAAACUGCGUUUGCUGCAAAUGAGUGUAACUGAAUGGAAAAGAACUGUACUUGGGUGUGUAGGUGCUGCUGGUUCUGGAGCAAUUAAUCCAGUAUAUGCUUACUGCUUAGGAUCAGUUGUCUCGGUUUACUUUCUUAAAGACAAUUCCAGGAUCAAAUCAGAAACCAGAAUGUAUUGCUUCAUCUUCUUAGGACUAACAGUUUUAAAUUUCAUCUCUCAUCUCCUUCAACAUUACAAUUUUGCGAUCAUGGGAGAGCAUUUAGUCAAAAAAGUGCGAGAGAAAAUGCUUGGAAAAAUACUCACCUUUGAAAUUGGGUGGUUUGAUCAGGACGAGAACACAAGCGCAGCAAUUUGUGCACGACUAGCUAAUGAAGCUAACAUGGUUCAAUCCUUCAUUGCAGAUCGGAUGUCAUUACUGAUUCAGGUCUUCUUCAGUGCUUCGCUGGCUUUUACACUGGGAUUGCUGGUUACAUGGAGGAUAGCCAUUAUUAUGAUUGCCAUUCAGCCUUUAGUCAUCGGGAGCUUUUACUCUAAAAGUGUUCUGAUGAAAAGUAUGUCAGAAAAAGCUCGGAAAGCACAAAAUGAGGGAAGCCAACUAGCAAGUGAAGCUACCAUUAACCACAGGACUAUUACAGCCUUUUCCUCUCAGAACAGGAUAUUGGGUCUUUUCAUAGAAACAAUGAAAGGCCCAAAGAAGGAGAGCAUCAAACAAUCAUGGUUUUCAGGAAUUGGCUUGUUCACCUCCCAAUUUCUCACAACAGCUUCUAUAGCAUUGGUUUACUGGUAUGGAGGGAGGAUAAUGAAUCAAGGAUUGGUCACACCAACACACCUUUUUCAAGCAUUCUUCAUCCUGAUGAGCACCGGCAAGAACAUUGCAGAUGCAGGGAGCAUGACUUCUGAUUUAGCAAAAGGAGGCAAUGCCAUCAAAACAAUUUUUACAAUUCUAGACAGGAGAAGUGAGAUAGAACCUGAAGAGCCUAGAGGUAAGGAAGCUAUAAAGGAUACAUCCGGACACAUAGAACUAAAAAAUAUAUUCUUCUGUUAUCCAUCAAGACCUGACCAAAUGAUCUUCUGCGGCCUAAGUUUGAAAAUUGAAGGAGGAAAAACAGUGGCACUUGUCGGACAAAGUGGGUCGGGAAAAUCUACUAUUAUUGGGUUAAUUGAAAGAUUUUACGACCCGCAAAGUGGAGUAGUUUUGAUAGAUGAAUGUGACAUCAAGAACUACAACUUGAGAAGUUUGAGGUUACGUAUUGCGUUAGUAAGUCAGGAGCCGACACUUUUUGCAGGAACUAUCCGCGAGAAUAUUACUUACGGUAAAGAGGAUGCUACAGAAGCUGAAAUAAGGAAGGCUGCAACUCUAGCCAAUGCUCACGAAUUUAUAAGUUCCAUGAAAGAUGGUUAUGAAACGUACUGUGGAGAAAGAGGAGUUCAGCUGUCUGGAGGGCAGAAGCAGAGGAUUGCCCUUGCUCGAGCAGUAUUGAAGGAUCCGAUGAUUUUACUUUUGGAUGAGGCGACGAGUGCACUUGACAAUGUGUCAGAGAAUCUUGUCCAGGAAGCAUUGGAGAAGAUGAUGGUUGGGAGAACAUGUGUAAUUGUAGCUCACAGAUUGUCCACAAUACAGAAGGCAGACACCAUAGCUGUGAUAAAGAAUGGGAAGGUUGUGGAACAAGGGUCGCACUCCAAUCUACUAGCCACAGGGACUGGAGCCUACUACUCUCUAAUUAAGCUACAAGGUAGUAACUCUCCUUACAGGUGAAACACUGCGAUAGU